Sorex fumeus (smoky shrew) is the source of this 948-nucleotide messenger RNA. RefSeq names its product olfactory receptor 14A16-like. Gene Ontology annotation, cellular component: membrane. Lineage: Eukaryota; Metazoa; Chordata; Mammalia; Eulipotyphla; Soricidae. The coding region runs from base 7 to 948 and encodes 313 amino acids. Gene Ontology annotation, molecular function: G protein-coupled receptor activity; odorant binding; olfactory receptor activity. The record is from RefSeq and is a predicted model, not a curated record. The transcript has a single exon. Gene Ontology annotation, biological process: G protein-coupled receptor signaling pathway.
GCCAGCAUGCCUGAGCCACUAGCCAACGCAACGGCCAUCAUGGAGUUCCUGCUCCUGGGGCUCCCCGAUGACCAGGGGCUGCAGAUUCUCUGUGCCAGCCUCUUCCUCCUGAUGUAUCUGGUCGCCCUGACGGGAAAUCUGCUCAUCAUCACCCUCACCACCACAGACUGGCGACUCCAGGCACCCAUGUACUUCUUCCUGAGGAACUUGUCCUUGAUCGACAUAUGCUACAUCUCUGCCACCGUCCCCAAGUCCAUCCUGAACUCUGUGGUCCACAGCUACUCCAUUUCCUUCGCGGGCUGUGCGGCUCAGGUGUUCCUGGUGAUAGGCUUUGCGGGGGCAGAGUUCGCCCUCCUGCUUGCGAUGUCCUAUGACCGCUAUGCCGCCAUCUGUCACCCCCUGCACUACGAGGCCAUCAUGAGCAGAGGCACCUGUGUGCGGAUGGUGACGGCGUCGUGGUUCAGCGGCUGCGUGUACGGCUCUCUGCACGUGGCAGGGACGUUCUCCGUCCGCUUCUGCGGGUCCAACAUCGUGCACCAGUUCUUCUGCGACAUUCCCUCGCUGCUGGUGCUGGCCUGUCCCGGGGACCAGAUUCUCGAGUACGCCUUCAUCAUCGGGAGCUGUGGUUUGGCUUUUGUGUGUUUCGCUUUGAUGGUAGUUUCCUAUGUGCACAUUUUCUCCACUGUCCUGAGGAUCCCCUCCACCCAGGGCAGGUUUAAGGCCUUCUCCACCUGUCUGCCCCACCUCACAGUGGUCACCCUCUUCCUCUUCUCAGGAUUUAUCGCCUACUUAGGGUCGGCUUCAGAGUCGCCAUCAACGUUGAAUGUCUUCAUGUCUGUGCUAUACUCCCUCUUGCCUCCCAGCCUGAACCCCGUCAUUUACAGCCUGAGAAAUGCAGAUAUGAAGGUGGCGCUUAGCAAGUUUUGGGGUGGGAAAAAUGCAGUCUAA